AUGAAAAAUACGAUAGCUGAUGGCUAUUAUUUAAACUAAAAUCAGCUCAAUUACUGCGAAUUAGAUUUGAUAUAAGAAGCUGAUCCCAAUGAUGAAAAGACAAUAAAAAAUUCAGAAAAAUUAGGAUAUAACUCAUAGGUUUCAGAUAUAUUCCUAUCUAAAUUGAGUAGAUCAGGAGAAAAGGAAGGUGAGGAUCUUGCUUCAAGCAAAAGAAUAUAUCCUAUUCUAUAAGCUUAUAAACAAGAGAGCAUGCUCAAGCAAGUUGAUAGUGUUAUAGAAAUCAAUACCGAAUAAAAAGAUUAGUAGAUUACUGAUGAAUUAUAAAACAAUACAAAAUAUUUGUUUAGUAACUAAAAUAGUAAAAGUAUCGAUCAAUAAGAGCUAAAUAUUAUAUCAAGUGACUAAAAUAUCUCUGAGCAAUUGAAUGAAACUAAUUAGUAAAACGAAAAAUAAGCGGUUGAUAAUUAAAAAUUUUCAAAUUCUGAAUUAUAAGGUAAUGUUCAUCAUUGUGAAGAAGAUAUUUUAAAUCAAGAUCAAUUGUCUGAAAAAUUAUCUUCAUUGUCUUAAAAUACUUGCUAGUAUAUUUACGAAGAUGAAAAUUCUAGUGAUAGUUUAAUAGAUGAAAAAGUUAUAGAAUUUAGAAAAACACAGGCUAAUGAAGAAGAUUAUGAGGAAGAUUGUGAAAAUUAAUCUAAAAGGAUUUCUUCAGGCACGGUUUUUAUUAAAGGAAAGUCGAAAGAGCUUUAAAGCGCAACAAUUAGAAAGGUUGAAGAAGAAGAUAUUGAAGAUGAAGAAGAUGAAGAAAGCGAAGGUGGCAAAAAGUAUUAUAAAAAAAACAAUAACUACUUUAGAAUGAGUCCUGAAAUAAUAUAAAUACCAGCAAAUUCUUUUGCUAAAAAAUAUGGAUAACUUGAUUGCUAAAGUGAUCAGAUAGAAAAUACAAAGGAAUCUAGGAUAGAUUCAGAUUCAUAAGUUCUCACUCCUUAACUUAAUCCAUAAUGCUAAGAAGAGUCUAAGGUAUUAGAGGUUGUUAGCUUAUAGGAUCAUUAACAAGGAGAUAUGGGAAUAUGUAACAUAGAAAGAUAGUUUAGUUUCAAAAGCUCUUCUUAAAAUGGUACUGUAUAAAAUUAUGAAAAUAUAUCAAAAGAAAAGGAAGGUUAACAAAACACUGAUGAUUAUACCUAAAUCAAUUAAAAAUAAUCUAUUGAUGAUAGUGAAAAGGAAAAUCUAAAAUUCAUAAUAAGAAAGCUUAAUUCUAAAGGAGAUAUCAAUUAAAAAAUGGAUUUGAUGAGUGAGGGGAGUAUGAGCUUAUAUGAACAAAUAAAUGAUAGAAAACCUCAAGCUUAUAAAGUAGGAAGCAUGCAUUUGUUUUCAUCAUCUUAAGGAGGUGUUAGUGCAUACAAUGAUGAUUUAAAUGGAAAUUCUGACAGAUCAACUCUAAAAAGAAAUACUGAAAAUGUUGGAAAUGAUUUUUUAUAGUUAAAUAAGUAAAAUUAAGAGAGAGUAAGAAGUGAAGAAAAAGCAAAUUCUCCCUUUGCUAGCAAUGAAAAGAACAAUUCAUCUCUUAUUGCUUCUGGAUUUCCUUUUGGAAAAUCUGGUAGAGGUAUAUUUCAUUCGUAUAGAAAUCCUUUGGAUAUUACAGAAAGAGAGUAGUAAAUACUCAAAUCAAAAAAGAAGCAGUAAAAAAAUAAUAUUUUCAAUAUUCAGAAUAAUAAGAUAUUAUCUUCAGAGCUUAGCUAACACUCUAUUGAAUAAGGCAAUAAAUUAAAUUAGUGCUUUUCUAUACAUUCAGUUGGGGAUGAAAUACCUAACACAAUCAGCGACACCAUCAAUAACGAUUUGAGCAGUAGCUCUUAAAUAAAAAAGUCAACUCAAAAUUAGAAUUAAAUUAAUAAUCCUGUUUCUUUUAAAAAAAGAAUUUUAACAAAUCAAUAGCACUAAUCUCAUCAUUCACCAUAACCUUCUUCUGGUUCAUCAGCAUUUAAUAAGGAAUAGAUUAAUACUAAAAGAGAUACAAUUGUGAACUACUACAAAAGUGAUUAAGUGAUUUAGAAUAGUGAUUAAUUUAUUGAAAACAGCAUACAAAACGAAAGCAAUAGAUUCAUCAUAAGACAGGGUUCAAAUUAAUCAAUAAAAUCCAUUAGGAAGACUAGUAUUAACCAUACAACUGGAGUAAAUAGUGCUAAGAAAAAUACUGAGGAAAAUAACUCCAACAUAUCAUAAAAUAAUAAUGCAAAUCUAAAGUAAUUUUAAAGUGUGAAUCAUGAAAAUUGUAUUAGUGGUAGAUCUCCUAUAAAUUUUUCUGAAAGCCCUUCUAUAAGGUCACGCAUGUGUUAAACUUAGCAUAUCUAAGAAAAUAUUAAGAAAAUAUAAGGCGUUAAGGGAAACAUCUUCUAAAGUAGCAUUCAAAGCCAAUAAAAUUAUUUAUGUUCAGAAUAAAACACUUAACAUAUUUAAAAUAAAAGUGAUAUUUAAAGUGUUCAAAACUCUACACAAAUCACUACAAACGUAAAUACAAUAAAUAAUAGUCAUAUAUGUAACAACAGCUAUAACAAUGGAUUUAACACUUACACUAAUCCAAGCCCAAUUUUAAACCCUAUUCUUCAUACUUACUAAAACAAUAGCUCUGCUUAAUCUAAUUAAAUUUAAAGCUCCUAAAAUACUGUUUUAUCUAGUUACAAUAAAUAGCAACACUAGCCUAACACAAAAUAAUUAUAAAUUAAUAGUAACUCUAUUAAACUGAAACAGCAGCAAUUUACAAAUAUUCAUAACCAAUAAACUAACAGAAGCGUUUAGGCUGCACAGUAAUAAGUCAAAGUUUCUAGCCUUAAUUCUUCACUUAUCAGGAAAGUAAAUAACAAAAGAAGAAUUGCGUCUCCAAACAGUAAUAUUUUCUCAAAACAAAAUGUCAAUUUUACAGUUAGCCACAAUAGUUCAUAGCAAAAUCCACAUACAAAUUAUAACUAAAUCAACAAUAAAGGAAGUAACAAUAUAUCCCCAAAUAACUAAAAGUAGUAUAAUUAAUAAAAACUUUAAGGGUACAAUUUUACUUCAUAGCAAGCUACUUUAACGAAUCCUUGUUAAAGACCUUAAAAUAAACUUAGUAUUGGUAGUAACAUAUGCACUUCAUCAAGUGUUUCGUAGCAUACAAGUAGCAACCAAAAUAAUACCAAUAAUAACAGUAUUUUUCAUAACAAUUAGAAUCUUUAGAUUUAUAAUAACUCCAUUAUUAAUCAACCAAGUAUCCUCCUUAUGGGUGCAUCAAAUACAUUAACUCCUAGCAAUAAUUAAAAUUGUAACUUUCCCCCAUAAAAUUUUAUAGGAGGAAAGCAAACAAACGAAAAUGGUAUUAUAAUUUAAAAUCAAUAGUCUAGCUAAAAUUAAUAUAUUAAAGUGAGUUAAAACUAAACAAUUAACCACCCUAGUUAAGUAAUUUUUACAGGUUAGCAGCAAUCAGUUCUAAAUACUAAUUAAUCGAUUUCACCAAAGCUUCAUUAAAGAUCUAAUUCUAGAAGUAAGAGCUAACUUUACACCUAGUAAGUGUAAGAAUGCAAUAGUAUAGAAAAUGCGGUUACUAUACAACCCUCAACAAAUUAAAUUAAUAACUUCAAUUUAAUUUAAGCUAAUAGUAAUGGAUAAGACCAGUCUGCUCUUGAUAUUUAUGGUAGUUUCUAUUAUAAGACACUUAAUAAAAGUAGUUUAAUCUAUUCACCUAAAAGAUACUCAAUAGAUUACCCUAAUGCCUAAUCUUCGACUUCCUCUUCCUCUAAUACAAGGUAAAUUGUUAAGGAUAUUUUAAAAAGAUAACUCAAUAAUAACAACUAAAAUAACUCAAAAAUAAAUGAAAAAUUAAAAAAAACAACCUAAAUAUACCUUGGAAAUAAUACUACAUCUAUUUAUUAAGCACUGAACAAUCAGAAUACUGCAAAUAAUCUCAGCUUUAACUAAUAAAAAACUUAAAAUUCUUUUAAUAAUUACAAUUAAUCAAAUAUUCAAUCCUCUUUUAAUAAUAAUGAUUCAGUAAUAGGAAUAGGUUAUACUAAUUAAAUUAAUUGUUAUCCAUAAACUUAUAGCCACAUACCAAGUGCUUCAUAUUAAAAUUAGCAUUACACAGCGAAUGGACUUUCAAACUAAAUCACUUCAUCGUAAUAAGUUGGUAGUGCUGUUCAAUAUUAUCACCAAUAAAAUAGCUUACUUAAUUCUAAAGUAAGUAGAAAUAUAAAUAACGAAGAAACUUAAUAUACAUUAAAAACUCUCCCAAGUGCUAUAUCUUUAGCUGAUUGUAAAUAAAGUCAAAUUUAAAUAUAGAAUCCUCAAUAUUUACCUCAUUAAUCCCAUUAGUUCAACCAAGUUAAUUUUAAUAGCUACUAAAAUGCCUGUAACUCAACUAGACCAAGCAGGAAAUCUAACUAUAAAAAAGCAACAAGCCUAAAUUAAAAAAGUAAAGGACCUCAUUUUAGCAGAAAUUCUAGCUUAUUUGAAAAUACUAAUGGUAGCUAAAAUUAUAUAUCUACAUUAAAUGUGAAUAAUAAUUACACUAUUGCUAAUAAUAACUCAUAAUAAAACUCAUAUGUAUUAAAAAAUAAUUUAAAUACUUUAAAACUUGACAAUAAUUCAAAAUCCACUCUGAAAAAAUAUAUUCGUGCAUCUUCUGAGCUCAGAAAAAGACCUAUCAGACAGGUAAAUGUGAUUAACAAAACCAACAAUAGCAACAAUAAUAGUUAUAUUGUAAAUAAUUAAUCGAAUUAGAUUUAAAAUGUAUGGCUCUCAGUAAACGGAACAUCUGCAAGCAUUUAGAAUUAAAAUAUUUAUUAAUAAGAUUAGUAAAAAAGUAAUAUUAUUGGAUAGCUCAAUUAGCUUAAUUCUCAUAAUAGUAGCUAAUAGAAUCAUCUAUACUCUAAUAGUAGCAGUGAUAUACUUUAAAAUAACCAAAAACAAAUAUCAAAAAGUAUUCAAGAGUCACCAUAAAAGAAGAGUGUAAUCAAGCUCCUUUACGAAAGGAUAAACUCUUAAUCUGAUGAAAUAGCAUAUGAUACAUUCCAGCAAUAAUAAUGA
Messenger RNA from Tetrahymena thermophila SB210, 5055 nucleotides. RefSeq lists its product as hypothetical. NCBI's taxonomy places the organism in Eukaryota, Ciliophora, Oligohymenophorea, Hymenostomatida, Tetrahymenidae. The transcript has a single exon. The record is from RefSeq and is a predicted model, not a curated record.